This is a messenger RNA of Biomphalaria glabrata, 3064 nucleotides long. RefSeq names its product mucin-2-like. The coding region runs from base 146 to 2440 and encodes 764 amino acids. The transcript is spliced from 2 exons. The record is from RefSeq and is a predicted model, not a curated record. Lineage: Eukaryota; Metazoa; Mollusca; Gastropoda; Planorbidae.
ACCGCUAAUGACAGCAGACCUAUAAAUGUAUUUAAAAUCACCGAAACUCUUCCUAUUGCAGUCUCACGUCCUAUUCCAGUGCAUUGAACAUAUAGAUCUAAAGCAACUAUAGCGAUAGCAAAGAGACAGUAAGGACUGCAUCAGUAUGGCUCAGGCUUUCGCCGAUGCAUUUGCCUUAUUUAGUGGCUCGCCAUUGACGGAAACAAGUGUCGUCAAACCAAAGAAGAAAAGAAAGCUAUCCAGGAAGACGGGAAGUAAUGCCAAACAAUCUACGCCUUACAAAGUAUUGGGUUCUUUCGGUGAAGUGGAGUGUAAAAAGCGCAGAACGCAACAGUUGGAGAACAAAACAAGCUCUGACUCUAACGGCUCUGUAAAUAACUUUGUGUCUCAUUAUCUGAGAGAUUGCUUCGAGGAGAAAUCUCUUUAUCCCAGUUAUAAAACGAAUACACCAGAACUAAAUGUACAUACGUCUACAAGCAAUGCCAACACCUGGGAAACUGCUCUCCACGUGAACAAUCAAUCCGGAAAUAUUGAAACUAAUUCCUUUCAAAUUGCAAACAAUAAUCCACAAGAGCAGACGAGCGUUUCUUUUGGCAGGAAUAACCAUCCAACGGCUAGCAAUGCUCCAGAUGACGUAAUGCAGACAGCUAAGGUAACAAACGGAACUGCUAAUCUAGAUUCGUUCUCUCUAAUCCUGAAUGACAUUAUAGAAUCCUCCAACCAGUUUGAAUCAAAUAACUCUUCCCAGUCCUCUCAGGAAUAUCCCAUUCCAAUAACAUCUUCCCAAGUGACAGUGCCAGUAACGGCUCAUACAAACAUAGAUUCAUUUGUAGCUAGACAACAACGACAGGGCAAUCCAGUGCAGACCCAAACAAAACAUGAACAAAGUGUAUCAACAGGUAUUCCCAUGGCGUCCAGCUGUAUUCCCAAAGCUAAUGUAGUAUAUCCAAACAUCACCACUGUCUCAAAGGGGAGUACCCCAACCCGAGGCAUAGACUUUUUAACUGACAGUGAUGAAGCAAUAUCUAGGUUUUUUCAACAGGCCAAUCCCUCCUCAAUUUCUAAAAGGAUUCCAGAACAGACAAUUUACAAAACAGAAUCUAACUACAUCAACCCAUCUCAUCAAAAUAUAAAUGUACAGCCACAAAUUGUAUACACACAGCCAGCAAGUACAAAUCAACCUACACAGCAAGCAUAUAUAGAACUACACCAUAAUUUUAGUCAGAAAUCGAAAAGCCAAACAUUGAAAACACAGCUAGCUUAUGCAAAGCAGAAAGAAUUAACCCAGACAUCACUAAUGCCCCAGACAGCAGUAAUGACAGCGAUACAACAGCAAUCAAACACAUUGACACAGUCAGAUUAUUUACAGCAAGCAUCAACAAAUCCAUCCAAAAUACAGAACACAUUAGCACAGGAAGCACUAAGACUGUCACCACCACAACGAAGUCACCCGAUGGCACACCAAGCAUACAUUACACCCUCAAAGCAAGAACUAAUACAACAAGUUCUAACACGGAAAGCAAGAGCCCAGCAAGCUUCAAGGCAAUCUCCACCAAUACAGCAACCGUUAACAUUAUCUUGUACUCAGCCGUUACAGACAGCAUACAGCCAAUCUGCUCCUACACAGAACAGUUACAGACACCAAGCACAACAACAUUACACCCAGCUUGCACCCACUCAGCCACAGCUCACACAGCCAUUCCUCACACAGCCAUCCCUCACACAGUCACAGUACAGCCAACCAUCCCUCACGCAGCCACAAUACACCCAGCCAUCUCUCACACAGUCACAGUACAGCCAACCAUCCCUCACGCAGCCACAAUACACCCAGCCAUCUCUCACACAGUCACAGUACAGCCAACCAUCCCUCACGCAGUCACAAUACAGCCAACCAUCCCUCACACAGCCACAAUACACACAGUCAGCCUUCACACAGUCACAAUACAGCCAACCAGCACCCACUCUACCACAAUACACCCAGCCAUCUCUCACACAGUCACAAUUCACUCAGCCAGCCCUCACACAGCCACAAUUCACUCAGCCAGCCCUCACACAGCCAGCCCUCACACAGCUAGCACCCACUCCGCCACAAACUUUGAACCACCUUCCAACCGCCUCAAUCAACAACAAAGAACGCUUGGACGCUAAGAAACGAGAGCUGGAGUAUUAUCUAAUUUCAACAUCUUUUACACCUGCAUCUGAUAGUUACACACCAGCCGUUGCAAUGAAUUCAUCACAGCCUAAGCCAACACAUUCACCUACCCCUAACCUUGCUAGCCCCUCUGACAGACUCCCACAGAGGUCCACAAUCACAAGUUCACCAGAUCCCAGUCUGUUAUCUUAUCAAGUGUCUGAUGCUUCAAGUCCACAAGCAGAGGAUGAGCUCAGCAGUGCUGAUUCUUUUUACUUAAAUACUCUGCCAAGUUUGUGUUUUGCUUAACAAGUACUACAUUCAAUCAAACACACACACACACACACAAAACAACGAAUACUUAUUACAAAUAUAAAAGGUUGAGCACAUGUCCAAGGCUUCAAGACUCACUAAGUGAAUAUAGCAAGAAAGUCCAACGGUUAUUAACAUGGUGAUCCUCACCAAGUAGGUGAUUAUUGCUGUCAUUUCUUUCUAGCCCUGUUUACUUGGAAUCUAUUUGUAAAUAUAUUUGUUCUUCUUCCAAUUGCAGUAUAUAUAUAUAUAUAUAUAUUUAGCCUAAUUGUAAAAAAAAAAAGAUAAAAUUGAUGUACAUAAUUUGUAUAGUUUAAAUAUAUGUUUGUGUGAGUUAUUAUUGAUGGUUCUGACCUCUAUAUUACCUCACAUUUUUCAAGGAUUGUUUUCAAAGCUUUAUAAAUUGUUAUCCUGAUCUUUCAGGUUGGUUGCUAAUAUUUUUUUUUAUAAUUUUUUUAAAAUGUUUGAAAUCUGUAAAAUAUAUAUAUAUAUAUUUAAGUUUAAAAAUAUUGAUUUUUCAUUCUUUAAGUGCUUACAGAAUAGUGUUGAAUUCCUAUGGGCAGCUAAAUUAUUUUAAUGUUAAACUAAUUUAUUUUGUUAAUUAUACAAGACAAUAAAUUU